UUAUUUUGUUUUUUUUUAACCCUUAUUAAUCAAUGAACCAGUUUUUACAGGCAGCAAAGUUUUUUUUUUGUCAGAAAAAAACUUCUUCAUGUAGACACUUUUGUAAACUGGCAAUGCUCAGAUCUGAGAUCUAAACAUGAGCUAAAGAAAACCCAGCAGAGCAGCUUCAACAGCUCGGUGAGGACCUGCUCGUGUGUGAUUUCUCUAAAUGUCAGACGUCAGCACAGAUAGCAUAGCCUUUCUAAAAUAUUUGCAGUUCUCAGAAGAAUCUACACUAUUAUUAGUCUGUAAAACUCUUGAGUGCCAACAGUUUGGUUGUGACUCAAACAAUAUCUUUUUCAUGUAUUUCCCUAUUUAUUAUAUUUCUUUAAUACGCUUUGUUAACACAUUAACAGACAUUAUUAAUGUGUUUAUAUGUUGUUGGUAAGACAUUUAUUAGCACAAUAAACCAAACAAGGUUUAUUAACAUAUUUAUUAAGAAUUAAUAACAUAAAAAAUCAGACUUUUGUCACAAAGGCUGUAACAAUAAACUGCUUAACAAAUCUAUUAACUAUCUUUGUCAACAUUAUAUUAAAUGUUUUGCAGCACAUCAUCUAAAAUGUUACCAAUAUAUCAAAAUUGAGACCAAAAAAAGAAAAAAAAAUCAGUUUUUGUUUCCUGGUUUUUGCAGGAUAUCACCACUAAAAACCAUAAAGAUGAAAUAAUCAGAAUGCAAGGGUUUGAAUAAAAAAGCAAAACAUUUCUUUUUUUGUCGAAUAGAAUGUGUGAGUGAAGCACAGCACUGACAUGUGGCUGGUGCUACGUGAUGCAUGUGUAGCUCCUAAUGAAAGGGAAAUGCCGCUGCAUAAAAAAAUAACAUGGGUACCAACGGAGGGAGGAGGAGGAGGAGGAGGAGGAGGAGACACUGUUGUAUGGGAUUAAUGGCAACGCUGUGAGGAAGGAGGGAGGGGAGAUGGGAUACUCCAUGGAGGCUGUGGCAGAGGUGGUGGGUGGGGGUGGCUGGCUGGGGGAGACCACUGUGGCAGGGGGGAGCAGAAGAGGAAAGACAGGGAAGGAGGGAGGGAGGGAUGCUGGUGAAGCCACGGGUAUUCAUGAGAGCGGCAAGUGUGUUUUUUUUUUGUUGUUUUUUUUUUCUUCUCCGCGCUUUUGGUGAUGCACUUUAAUGUCUGCAGACAGACAGACAGAGGGAGAGGGACAGACAGGAGGUGAAGCCAAGCCCAUCUUACCAUUGAUCUUCAGACGAUCAAGGGAGAUGCAAACCAGGAUGAAUACUGUCAGAUCGGAUUGGGUCUUAAAACACUGAGGAUUCCCAGAUGAGGCAGCCACACAAACAAAGACUUCCCAAGCAGCAUUUGGAUCCGAGUGACCAACCCGAUUGUGGAACCUGAGAAAGGAGACCAAAAAAAAAAGUCUAUUUGAACUCUCAAGCGUUGGAAGUUUUCAGUUUUGUGGAAUUACUGGAAAAUUAUUAUGCAAGCAGUUCUCUCAGAUGGAUGGAUAAAUAUUUUGGAGUUUGGGUAAAGAUUCCCUUUCGUCAUGAACUCUGAGUGGGGUCACCCACAGGCUCUCGCCAAAGAACCCCACCUGGUCUUUUCUUUUUAAUGUGUACUUCCUGGACCUUUUGGCUUUUUGGAAACAAAACAUCAGCAGCCACCGUCCAAACCUGGAGCUCCUAGAGGACGUGUAAAUGCCCUUUUUCACUUUCAACGCCAGUGAUACCUGAUUUGUAUCCGCUUCAAGAUUGAGGUUUGGAUAUAUCGAGCGCAGGAGCUGCAGCUGACUCAGCUCCAAUGGGGGCCCCCUGUGACCUGAUCUGACCCCAGUUUGAGCUUGCUGUGACCAUUGACCUCUCCGGUCCUGGCUCUCCACUUGCUCUGCUGCCUGGGUUCUGGAACGCUCCGCCCUGGGGCCCAGAACGAGCCAAUCAGUAUGAAGAAGAGCCGCAGCGUGCUGUCGGUGACUGGAGAAGAGGGAAAUGACAUAGAUGUAACAGAUACUGUGGAGAAGGCGGAGUCAUCACGCUACAGCCGAUCGUACACGUCGGGGGCCACGCUGGGGGCUGAGCUGCGCAGAGGGAGAACCAGGAGACUCUCUCCUAGUCUUCAGGUACCCUGCUGGCUCCGCCCACGAGAUCGAACUCGUUCUCCAGAUGUCCUGAGCAAUACAUCCCGUCCCACAACUCUCCCCCUACGAAUUCCACCACGCAUCUCCAUCACACAACCAGACGCUGACAGCUAUGAAGCAGAAAAUGGCGUGUCCUCAGGUCACACCCCUCUGGGUUCCCAAAGUCCAAGCCUCACCUUGCACACCUCCUUCACUCAGGGUCAGAGAAGAGAGUCCUUCCUGUACCGAUCUGACUCAGACUAUGACAUGUCACCAAAGACAGUCUCUCGUAAUUCUUCCCUCGCCAGCGAAGGGCACACAGCAGAAGACUUCAUUGUCACACCUUUUGCUCAAGUACUGGCUAGUCUGCGAUCAGUACGGAGCAACUUCACCAUUCUCGCCAACGUCACCACACCAACAAUCAAGAGGUCUCCACUUGGUGGGAUGUGUGUCAGUCCCAGACCAACACUGUCAGACCAGCAGUACCACCAGCUCGCCCUGGACACUCUGGAGGAGCUGGACUGGUGCUUGGACCAGCUGGAGACCAUUCAGACACAUCGCUCCGUCAGUGAAAUGGCCUCCACCAAGUUUAAGCGGAUGCUGAACAGAGAACUGUCUCAUCUGUCUGAGAUGAGCCGCUCGGGGAACCAGGUGUCUGAGUACAUCUCCAGCACCUUUAUGGACAAGCAGAACGAGGUGGAAAUCCCUUCUCCGACGCUCAAAGACAAACCUAUGAGUCACAUCAGUGGAGUAAGGAAACUGUCUCACAGCUCCAGCCUGUCCAGCGCUUCAAUGCCUCGCUUUGGCGUCAACACAGACCACGAGGACGAGCUUGCCAAGGAGCUGGAGGACCUGGACAAGUGGAGCUUUAAUAUAUUCAAAGUAGCAGAGUAUUCCAACAACAGACCUCUCAGUUGCAUCAUGUACGCCAUCUUCCAGGAGCGUGAGCUGUUGAAGACGUUUCGUAUCCCCGUCGACACUUUUGUCACAUAUGUCAUGACCCUGGAGGACCAUUACCAUGGAAACGUAGCGUACCACAACAGCCUCCAUGCUGCAGAUGUCACCCAGUCAACACACGUUCUCCUCUCCACACCUGCUCUGAAUGCGGCCUUCACUGAUCUUGAGAUCCUUGCGGCUCUGUUUGCUGCAGCCAUCCAUGAUGUAGACCACCCCGGAGUCUCCAACCAGUUCCUUAUUAACACCAACUCAGAACUGGCCUUGAUGUACAACGACGAGUCCGUUCUGGAAAACCACCAUCUUGCCGUGGGUUUCAAGCUGCUGCAUCAGGAGAACUGUGACAUUUUCCAGAACCUCACCAAGCGCCAGCGCCAGAGCCUUCGCAAGCUGGUCAUUGAAAUGGUGUUGGCCACAGACAUGUCCAAACACAUGACUCUACUGGCUGACCUAAAGACCAUGGUGGAGACCAAGAAGGUGACAAGCUCUGGCGUUUUGCUGCUGGAUCAUUAUACCGAAAGAACACAGGUUCUAAAAAACAUGGUGCACUGUGCAGACCUGAGCAACCCCACCAAGCCUUUACCGUUGUACAAGUGGACAGAGAGGAUCAUGGAAGAGUUCUUUCGGCAAGGGGACAAAGAGCGAGAGAGGGGGAUGGAGAUCAGCGCCAUGUGUGACAAACACACAGCAUCUGUAGAGAAAAGUCAGGUGGGCUUCAUUGACUACAUCGUCCACCCGCUGUGGGAGACGUGGGCUGACUUGGUGCAUCCAGAUGCCCAAGAGCUGCUGGACACCCUGGAAGAAAACAGAGAGUGGUACCUGAACACCAUGCCUCAGUCUCCAUCCCCACCCCCCGACAGACACCUGCAGCACGACCGCUUCCAGUUUGAAAUCACCCUCGAGGAUCUGGAACACAACAACUACAACCACGUACAACACUUAAGGAGCAACACUGGGAGGAGCGCCAGGAACAACCGGAAAGCUGUAUUCAACGAUGGCAGCACAGAUAAACUGCAAGAGGGCCAUGCAGAGGUGAAUGGGCAGGAGCAGAACCACGUCAAAAGGGAAGAGGAUGACGAGGAGAGCCAGAACAACGAACAGAACGGAGCUCAGGAGGAAAAAGAGGAGGAGACUACAGAACGGGAGGAAACGAAGGAUGAACAAGUAGAAGCAGCAGAAGAAACGGAGGAGGAAGAAGAGGUAAAUGAUGAACAGGAGGAGACAAAAAAAGAAGAGGCCCAGGAAGAAGAAAGAACAGAGGAAGAGGAAAAUAAUGAGAAUGAAGAAGAGAAUAAACAGGAAGAAGAAAGCCACAGGGAAACAGAAGAAGACGAGGAAGAAGAAAAGGAAAUCAAGGAGACUGAUGUGGCAGAGGAAACAGAAGAGAGUGCUGACAAAUGUGAGGAGGAAAGAGAAGAGGAAGGUGACAGAGAGGAGAAAACCAUGGAGGAGGAGACAGAAAUGGAGGAGGAAGGAACAGAGGAGACUGCUAAUGAAAAUGAGGAUGCAGAAGAAGAAAAUGAGGAGUUUGAAGAAGCUUCCCAGGAGAUUGAGGAGGAUUAAGUAAAACGAUUAGUUUAUUAAUAAAAAAUGUAAUAAUUCUAAAAGUUGAGAAGAGAAAGCGAGCCAGUGAUGCUCUGAUAAGCUUAAGUCGGGCUACAGAACAGGAUGAAGAGCUGGAAACGCCCUUCUUUCCAAAUAAUGUGCUCUGGCAUCUCAAAGAAACAAACAUUACAGCACCGUGGAUGUGAAAACCUUUCCAAUCCUUUCUGGACAACUUGAUGGCUCCAGCGAGCUGACCAGCUGGUGAUGGCAGAGACUGGAGUCAGCUUCAGCUGGUGUCUGUGCAUCUAUCACUGCCAUAGGGGACAAACCUGGGGCAAAACCUUAAAAAAAAGGCAGGGGGUCAGGUUUAAUCAACCUUUUGUAGCUCCUGGGAUUAAAAAAAAAAAAAAGAAGUGCUAAACUACAUACAUGCAAAUAAGUGUGUGCCUGUUCUCCCCCUCCUGUAGACUAUCGCCCAUCAACCCAGUUUCUGUCUACGUCUUAUUAAAGAGGAAAAUACACACGGUGUCAACUGACAGGGCAGAGAGAAAAAUAAAGGUGUUCUCUGUUGUUGUAUAUGUACUGCAAGACCUCUCCACUCGUCAAAGGACAGUUCGACCUCCUCAUGCAGCAACCUUGAAGCAGCACUGCUGGAUUUCUGAAACCAUUUCUAAAUAAUAUGUUACCUGUUUUCUCAAAGUGAAAAUGUUUCACAGCUUCGAAAAAAAAAAAAAAAAAAGAAAAAGGCUGAUCUAUCGUACGUGUCCCAGUCGAUUUGUGUGUAAACAAAACAGAUACUCCAACAUAAAAAGUGUUUAUCCCCUUUGUGACUUUGUCACUCGAAUCGUGCCAAACUGCCCCACAACCAGCACUGAGCAAUUCAGCCCCCGAACAGAGGGAGGGGGCUCCUCUUCAUGAAGCAAUGAAAAUGUGGGACCUGGCCAACGGGUGUGAUGGUCUUCCACUUUUAAGUUUCUUUCUUUUUUAUUAUUUCUUUUUAAUUUUGUAAAAGUUGUUUUUGGCACUUUAUCUAACACCCCUGUUACAUAGAUGUACAUAGUAAACAUGUAUUUUAUUCUGCUGAUGUCACACAAUAAAUAUAAAAAAAUGUCA
Messenger RNA from Oryzias melastigma (Indian medaka), 5715 nucleotides. RefSeq names its product cAMP-specific 3',5'-cyclic phosphodiesterase 4C. NCBI's taxonomy places the organism in Eukaryota, Metazoa, Chordata, Actinopteri, Beloniformes, Adrianichthyidae. The coding region runs from base 1930 to 4620 and encodes 896 amino acids. Gene Ontology annotation, molecular function: 3',5'-cyclic-AMP phosphodiesterase activity. The record is from RefSeq and is a predicted model, not a curated record. The transcript is spliced from 17 exons. Gene Ontology annotation, cellular component: cytosol; perinuclear region of cytoplasm; nucleus. Gene Ontology annotation, biological process: signal transduction.